AUGGUUCCAAAUGACCUUACAUGGGACGAAGUUAAGUUACAUGAUUUGUGUGAGCAAGAAACCAGGGAAGCCAUCUGGAGAAUUAAAAUAUAUGGAGCUGACAUAGAAGACAAACUCUUCUGGACCAGCACCAGCAAUGGAGUUUUUUCAGUCAAAAGCUGCUACAAUAUCCUCUCCAACAACGGAGAGACCUGUGACUCCAUCUGGAAGGAGAUUUGGACAGCUAAAAUUCACGAGAGACUCAAGAUGUUUCUUUGGAGGCUUGCUGCUGAUGUUCUAUCUACGAAGGACCUUCUCUUUGAACGAAUUGGCAAGGGGGACCCAAGCUGCUCUUUUUGUGGUUCUUCCAAAGAAACUCCUUCACACCUCUUCUUAGAGUGCCCGGUUGCAAGAGCAGUGGCUUUUGGCAGCAAAUGGGGUCUUAGACUGGAUUCUAUUCCCCUUAGAAAUAUGCAGGAGAUGGUGCGAUGGUGUGUAAAUCCUCCUCAUCAGAUGUACUCGAAUCUAGGAGGGAAAGACUUCACUUUUUUACUUUUUACCACUUUUCUCUCCAUAAUCUGGGAGUUACGUAAUGACAAGGUUUUUCAAGACAAAAGCUCCAUAGCCUUAGCAACAGCUAGGUGGGAGUCGUUGUUUGAAGAAUGCAAAUUUGUGGCUCUAGUUCAAGACUAUUUGCCUCAGCCUAGCAGAAAAGCAUUCUGGCAUCCCCCUCAAAAUGGCAGAAUCUGCAUCAAUACUGAUGCUGCGUGCACUUCAGACAAAGCGGCAAUUGCUCUAAUAGCCAUGGACUACAAAGGCAUAAUCAAACAUCUCGCAGCCGAACCUAUACCUCCGGUAAGAACUGACAUUGCUGAACUUCAAGCUAUCGAGUGGGCCGCUUCUUUUGUAGAGGAGUCGGAUUGGAAAGAUGUGGAUUGGCUUUGUGAUGCCCGAUCAGUUGUGGACCAACUUAAUAACUCUUCGGACCCUUGUAAAUUGGAAUCGUGGUCAUUGGUUAAAAAGCCUAGAGACAAAAUGAAGGCUAACAAUUGGACAAUUUCUUGGACCCCACGUCAAGCAAACAAAAGUGCUGACCUAGCAGCCAAGGCUGCUUUGAAGGAUAACUUUUCUUUUCUUUGUUCUAAUGCUAAUUUUUGUAACUGGCCAGCUACUGUUUUAGCUCAAAUCCUCUCUGAGGAACUUGCUGCUAUUUGUUAUUUGGGGUAA
Molecule: messenger RNA, 1206 nt
Organism: Ziziphus jujuba (common jujube)
Lineage: Eukaryota; Viridiplantae; Streptophyta; Magnoliopsida; Rosales; Rhamnaceae
Exons: 1
Coding region: 1-1206 (401 amino acids)
Molecular function (GO): RNA-DNA hybrid ribonuclease activity; nucleic acid binding
Source: RefSeq, a predicted model, not a curated record